Molecule: messenger RNA, 4776 nt
Organism: Penicillium argentinense
Lineage: Eukaryota; Fungi; Ascomycota; Eurotiomycetes; Eurotiales; Aspergillaceae
Product: mitotic regulator LTE1
Exons: 5
Coding region: 1-4776 (1591 amino acids)
Biological process (GO): Ras protein signal transduction; positive regulation of GTPase activity
Cellular component (GO): plasma membrane
Molecular function (GO): guanyl-nucleotide exchange factor activity
Source: RefSeq, a predicted model, not a curated record
AUGGAACCCAUGGAACCCUUCCCGGCGAACGUCGACCACCCGCUGCAUUCCAAAAACAAGGCAGGCGAGCCUCAAGUCCAGAUCGACGAGUUGCCCACCUUGAAUCGGACGCGCAUAGGAGGAACUCCCGAUGCGACAUCGACUUUACGCCGUGCCAAUACCGUCGCACAAGGCGGCAACAUAAUCAAGCGGAAUUUGGAACUGAAGGCCCUCCGGGAUAGGACAGCUACGACGGGGGUCCGGGCGAAAGACAGCCAUGAAUUGUUACGAAAAACUCCCUUACAACGCUCACAGACACACCGGGGCCCACUGGAGGCGCGUCCGGCGCCGAGGAAGGCUGGUCAUUUCACCGUUGGCAGUGUCGGCCAGAACGGGAAGAUCUUUCUCAGAGUCACGCGCAUCUCCGAGAUGAUCCCUCGCGGUGGUCCAGUUCGCAGCUGUCUGAACUACGCCCCCGUGGGGAGCCGUCGGUUCCCCUCGCGAGGGAGCGACUUCGGUUUCGACGAUUUCCGAGAAGCAGUCAGUGGCCGGAGCCGGGAAACGGGGGAGCUGCGCAUCGUGAUCGAUCGAUCGGAGGAUCGGCCAAAAUCUGCUGAUGAGAAAACCCCCAAUACCGCGCUGGGGGUCCCGAUGCCUCGUUAUCGGCUCGGUUCACCACGGUUCAACACAGAAGGUAGCGCGGGCCUGCAGAGUUCCGUCUACACGCGGACCUCAAUGUCCGAUAAUUUUCGAAAUUCGACCUUAUUGGGCGGUAUGGCGGAUCCGCUGCCGACACAUCUGUCGAGUGGACAUUGCAGAGACUCAUACUCACGGCACCGCCCGUCCUUCGCGGUCUCCAUGUUCUCGGGGACGGCGGCCAUUGAUCUCAGCCGGGCCUCGCCAGCGCCGCGAAACUCCAUGGUUUAUGAAUUGAAAGGACCAGUGGAACCCUCCAUCUACGAAACUCUGGUAUCGGACAUGGACAGCGAAGCCGUCGUGCGCUAUAUACCCGGCACCAAGGAUAUCAGUGCUGCUACGCCUGCUCGGAUCGUCGCGCAGAUCUCUUCCGAAUCUUUCAUGGAUUAUGAGCUCGUGUCGGACUUCUUUCUUACCUUCCGCUGCUAUCUUUCGCCAAGCCACCUUCUUGCAUUGCUUCUCGCACGCUUGAAAUGGGCUAUCAACCGCCUGCAGGAGGAUGGAAGAAUUAUCCGCAUCCGCACCUUUGCUGCUCUCCGCCAUUGGAUUCUGAAUUAUUUUGUGGAUGACUUCAUCACCCAUUAUGAUCUUCGAACUCACUUCUGUGAAACUAUCAAUGAUCUGUAUGAAGACGUCAAGUCUCGGGAGAAUGGCGGGAUGAGUGAUUUGAAAAUCCUCCUUGACUUGAAGCGUUGCUGGAACGGCAAGUGCUCGAUCUACUGGACCACCUCCGACUAUUCUCGCACAUACAACGACCCCGAUAGUCCGAUUGCACCUGGAAGCAUCCACUUCGAGCUACCCAAUGGCGAUGCAUUUCAGCCAGACGUUCCACCCGCAGAAACUAGUUUCCAGGAGUCCGCCCCCGCUCCAUCUCAUCAUGAUCGAAACGACUCUGCUGCAACUACUCAGAGUAUUCCCUUUUCAACGAAAAGUGACCAAAGUCUAAUGGCACUUUCUUGCUCGCUGCCUCCUAGAUCACCGAAGCGCUUUUCGUUCUCCCACUCCAAGGGCAAGGGGCCACGUCCGGUGCCAUUGGGCCUGACAAAGACGACAUCUCCGCAUGAGCCACCUCCCUCAUCGCCGGUGAUACCGCGCCAUCCGUUCCAUGGCCACGGCCAUAAGCGAAGUGCCAGCUUCUCAGACUCGGUACGAGAUGAUCGGCUGCCCUCGUCGGGAAUGGAAGCUGGAUCUACGGGGACAGCUCCCCAGGAAAUCUUGGACCCUGUUAGCUUCAUUCGAGGAGCAUUAUAUCCCCCCGCAGAAUCAUAUAUGACCAUGAUGGCGCCGGAAUCACCUCCCUUGGCUCCUCCUCAGUCGAACUCUAACCCAGACCGGAGGAGCACACCGGAUGGAGGGCCCAGAAUAGGCCAGUCCAAUUCCGGGAUGAGAACUAUAAUUGGCUCAAUUAAACGUGCACUGCAUACAAGGAAUGGAGGCCAAAGUGUUUCCGCACGGAUUGCAAAUGUUUCGGAAGCAAUCUCAUUGCCCUCUCGUGGAAAGACAUCUGCCAUGCCCAAUAAUAUCUCUUUAGGGUCCGAAUUCUACAGGGAGAGGAAGAUGGCUGCGAUUCCCAAGCGUCCAGCAAGGAUUGAUGUGCUCUGUGAUGAGGCUCUGAGGCAAUAUCGUCUAGCCAUUAAUCCAAAUGAGGCCCAGGGGGAGCUCCAACCACCGGCGAGUGCGCAGCGGCCCCAGAUCACACUACAACAAUCUUCUCCAAACCCAGGGGAGCAGUCCUCUCUCCAGGCACCUCGAGCCGAGCAGUCGAAAAUUAAGAGUGGCAUUACCUCAGGUAGUGGAUCCAUUGUUAUUGUUGAUGACACCGGAUUUGAGUUUCCUUUAAUGACUGGAGCUAUGCAAGAGGAGCCCGGACCGGAUGUUUUGGACCAUCAUGUUCGUUCAACUUCCGACAGCAGAGUGACUUCGGAUGGCCAAUCAACACAAAUGGAAGGCGAGUAUCUGCUUCCGGUAUUCUACAAUGGUGAGGAGCCAUCCACUCCGGUACCAGAGCCACCUCUCCAUCGUCCUUCGGUCAUUUCUUCUCAACGGAGGUCUUACAUUGAAGGCCAAAUCCCACCCACUAAGAGGAUGUCACUUUCUCUUCGUCUCCGGAAGUACGCAUCGUUCCAGAGCGGGAUGUCUCGACAACGCCAAUCAAUGGGCAGUGACCCAGGCAAGUCUAUUUCCAGCUCUAGUUUUGCGCAGGAAUCAUCGGAUAAACCAUUUGGCCCGGCACUCCGCAGACGACCCGGUGGAAAUCUGCGACAAAUGCAAUUUGUCGACGAUAAUGACCCCGAACCGGACCGGCAAUCUUUCAUAUCCAACCAAUCUUGUGGCGACUCCCUAGCGGAGACAACGACAACGACCACGGAUGUUGUGUCAAGACCACCAACCGCCCUGGUUCCUCCAAAUCCUCGCUAUUCUUUGAUACACGGUGGAGCCAACCGAAAUGUGCGACGCUCCUUUGAAGCAGCGAUUGCCCGAUUUGCUGAAAUCCCUGAUGAUGAUGACGGUGGAGUUGAAUCGACUUUGCUUAAGCUCGAGGGAAAAUGGAGUCCUCCUUCGUCUGCAACUUUUCCGGCCGGCCAGGAGCAGCCCGAGAGCUCUCUGGGACCCACUGGCAAACAAACAUACAACCGUCAACACAAGGACUAUGCCGGUGGGGAUCGCAGACGCCAGACCGACAUAUCAGCGUACUCCACUGUCGGGGGUCGGCUGGCACCGCCCCGGCCCUAUUCUGACUCCGUGGCAGAGUCCGAAGAAUCAUAUAACUCGAUCCCACUUCUCGAACGAGGCUUGUCAGACGAGUCUAUGAAGCCUCCCGCAAACAGAAGCGUCACCCAUAAUACCUGUGGGGCUCCUCUCAGCCUUGUCUCCAGCGGAGACACAUCGGAGCUAGCAUCGUCCCAUCCCUCGAUCCAGAUCAUCCAGAAGACAGAAAGCAUCCAGCGGAUUCCUCGGGGCUCAACCAAUCCCACAUCAGGUCCUCUCAACCUCGGCCAAGAAACACCCAAGCACAGAUCGGCUCUGUCCUCCGAUAUGUCUGUCGAUAUGGUUGACUCGCGUGAAGCCAUGGAGGGUCGUAUAUCGACCGAUACUCGCAGUCUGACAGUGUCGACUGUCGAGAUUCCGCCUCAUCCGUUGGCGCACCCGCCCUCUCCCCCCGAUGACCAUCCAGCACCCAGGCUCUUUUGGUUCUUGCGCUUCGCCAAUGGACAAAGUGUUGUUUCAAGCGCAGCCUCUUACGCCGGAUACCUCUCCUCGGCGCCUAAUGUCCUCUCGAAUUCUGAGCAGUAUCACGCCUCGCCAAAUCCUCUCAACGAAACUGGGCCCAGCCAUGUGCCAUUCGUGCUUGCGUGCGAAUCUCAGGUGCUAGCUCAGCAACUGACCCUCGUCGAGAUGGCAGCCUUGAGUGAAGUCGAUUGGCGGGAUCUGGUCGAGAUGAGAUGGAGCAGUGGUUCGCCAUGCAUUGUCAGUUGGGUCCAGUUCCUUAGUGCGGAAGAACGUAAGGGUAUCGAUUUGGUUGUUGGCCGCUUCAACCUGAUGGUAAAAUGGGUCGUGUCUGAAAUCAUUUUGACCCUCGAUAUUCACGAGCGGGUACGCACUGUCAUCAAGUUCAUUCACACUGCCGCCCAUGCCCGCCGCAUCUGCAACUAUGCUACCAUGCUUCAGAUCGCCAUUGCUCUGUCUUCUUCUGAUUGUUCUCGGCUGCAGAAAACCUGGCAACUGAUUCCUCAGGAGGACAAGCGACUGUUCAAAGACAUGGAGUGUUUGAUUCAACCAGUGCGCAACUUCCAUGAUCUCCGGGUCGAGAUGGAGACAGCCAAUCUUCAAGAAGGCUGUAUUCCAUUCAUCGGCUUGUACGUCCAUGAUCUUACCUACAACGCACAAAAGCCCGCCCAAGUCAACAGCAACGCGGGUGGCUUACUGGUCAACUUUGAGCGAUACCGCACUGCUGCGCGUAUUGUUAAAAGCCUACUCCGUCUUAUCGACGCCAGCACCAAGUACCGCUUCGAGCCCGUACAGGGUAUCAUUGAGCGAUGCUUGUGGAUCGCAUCUCUUUCUGAAGAGGAUAUUCAGUCCCGCAGCAAGAGCCUCGAGUGA